AUCAACGACUCCAUACUUUUAAAUCUUACUAUUAUUUACUGUCGUGUUGACAUUUUUAAAGUGAAAAGGUGAGAAAUUAAUUAUAAUUCCCCAGCAAGUUUUACUGCACUAUUUCGUGUAAUUUUAACUAUAAUAAUAAUUUUAACCAAAAUAAGUUGCGGUCAUUAAAUCAAGCAACCAGGGCAACAACCUCCUUCGCUGUGGUGUAGUUUUCAUCCUCAUCAUCUUUCAUUAGUGUCAUGGUCGGUCGUCGUUAAACUUAAUUAUACUUUUCUGCCCGGUUAUCACCGCCGUCAGCUGUUUAUCAUCAUCCUCAUCAUCGGACCGAGGGGGUUCGUCUUGGUGACUUUGCCGCGGGGGAGGAGUGGACCAAGAGCGCAGGAAAAAAACGAAGAGGACGACGUCCUAGGUGCUGGUCUGACGUGCGUGGUUUGGUUUUGUCCACUUCAUCAUCGCAUCGCAUCGCACCACCGCCACCACCAUCAUCCCCACCACCACCACCACCACCACUAUUUCUACAAGAAUCACAAUAGAGUUCAGCUUGCCAGUAGUUGAACCUGAGCUUGGGAAGAGAAGAAGAAAACGGGAUUUGUUCUGCUGCUGCUGCUGCUUCUUGCUGGGUUCAACCAGACUAGGCUCACUCACCUGCCUCCACUCGAAAAGCUCAUCGUCCCUAUAGAAAAUACAAUUAAAUACUACUUGGCAAUUUCUUACUACUGUUUAUUUACAACCCUUCUCGUAAAAACAAUGAGAAUACGACCCUGACGAUGAGGCCGAGAUAAUAAAAAAACCAAGAGUAAAAAAAACUUAUCCUUAUCGUUGGUGGGUGGCGUCAGUUUGGUCGGUUAUUAGUGGUCUUACUUAUUUAGUACGCAGUUAUUUAUUUCAUUCAGUAGUCUUAUUUUAGUGAGUGAUACUUAAUAAUACACAAAAGAGAGGAAGAAAGGAACAAAUGAGUGGAUUGGAUGGAGUAUUAUCGGAGUAAUUUUUUACCAUGCCCAACUUGCCAAAAGGUUAAACUAGACUAUUAAUAUACUUAACUUAAUGGCACUGCCACACCACUGAUUUGAUAUUAAUACACGAAAAGGAAAACUCCUCGUCGUCACAUGACCAAACUGUGAAUAGACUGAUUUUAUUUUUGAUGAGUGUCCAGGAACAGAAAAAGAGAACAAAGUUAAUACAACAUUUCCUUUGCACUUUGGAUUGAAUUGGAUUUCAUUCCUAUACAUAAUAUUACUACUUAUUAUUAAUGUGUAUAAAAGUUUUAAAGUGUUCAUCAAUCUCAGUUAAACAACUGGAGAUGCAAAAAAAUCAUUAAUUAUACUACUACGCUUAGAAUUGUCUGAUCCUUUGUGUAAAAAUAUUUCACUGAUAACAAAAAAAAUCCAAGAUGGUGGACGUUUCAGAUUCAAAAUUGAAACAAAUGUUGGGGAAGCCUUGGUCGGCAUGGAAUUUGCCAGGAUGUUCGACAGAAAUGGAUUCGGUUAAACUACGCGAGGCGUACAAGCCCAAGGAGCUCGAUAAGCCAAGGGAUCAGUGUAACUUACUGCCGCAUUCGUUAAUACAACUGUAUGGAACCAAGCCCGAAGUAGAGUACUUUUCCGUGACGAAAUGUCCUGCGUGUAGAUCUGUUAUGAAAAGUCAGUGGAUGACGAAACAUUUUAAACGCGACUCCUUAAACAGCUUGGUAUGUAGGAAGACCGAAUUGGUAGUGAGUGGCGAUAAAUGUAUAGGAAAAGCCAUCACGCCGCUCUACGAUAUUAAAGAAACUUCAAAGGAUCCACUGCUAGAAUUUUCUGUACGUCCCACUCCUCCGACUCCUCCCCCUACUCCGUUACGAUCAUCAACUACAACCAAGGAGACGAAGGAUGUCAAGGUCCGCAGUCCUACCCGAGAACAUCGCAACAUUUCUCCUACACAUCAUCACUCUCAAUUGUCCCCCACACGACAGAAGCAUUCGUCGUCACAUAAGACUGAUCAAUCCACUAGCAAAUCAUCAUCAUCGUCUAAAAACUCGUCAUCAUCAAACUCACAUUCAAAGAAACACUCAAGUUCCAGCUCUUUGAAUAAGCACAAAUCUUAUUCGUCUUCAAAAACCGUGUCGCCGUCACAUUCAUCUUCUUCGCAUUCAAAAAAGGAAAAGUCGCACAAGUCGCACAACUCCAAUGCAUCCUACGUUCUCUCCAUCCCAAGCGACGACGCGAGUCACAAUGAGUCCGUGGAGAGCAUCUUAUCCAGUUCAUCCUCCAAGACUAUGCACAUAGUAACGAGCAAACAGCAACAGAAAUCCCCAGAACCAAAAUAUGAGCAGCUGAAAUUUUAUGCAGAUUCGAGUGACAAACAUAAAAGUAAGGGGUCAUCGGGAGACACAGAUUCUAAAUCUCACAAAUCGCACUUUUCCUCUCAUUUGGACAACUUCAAGAUCCCAUUAAAGAACAAAACCUCGUCCAGUAGUAGUCACUCAGAGUCUGUUAGCAAGAAGUCGAAAAGUAGUCAUAGCAGCAGCAAGUCGGGGCACGACUCGUCGAUAAGCAAAUCAUCAACACACACGACGGUCCGUCACAUUACUAGUUCAUCUAGUAAUUUCGGUUCCCAUAAACCCAUUCCAAGCUUAACGAUAAUCAGUGAGGCUCCCACAAUGAACCUGGUAAUCUCCCAAGCCCUUGCCGAUGCCAAGGAGAAGAAUCAUUCCAAAAAGAAGAAAAAGAAAAAGAACAGGGACGAACCUCGAAAAAUAAUUCCAUUAAAGGAACGAGCUUUUAAUCCGGAUCAGCACUGUGGUGUAUGCGUAUCUGAGGUUGCUCCUCCGUGUACACGUUCUCUGACGUGUAAGACGCACUCGAUCUCUUUGAGGAGGGCUGUGCCCGGGAGGAGCAAGGCGUUCGACUCGUUACUGGCUGCACACAAGAAGUCUCGAGAUGAGGAAAAGGCUAAGACGAAAGAGGUGGUUGAGGAACCGAAAUCCAAAGGGAAGAAAACAAGCCACCACUCAACACCUCUUCCACUGGAUUCCGAUUCGAGUAGUAGUUCACUCCCACAUCCACCAGUAAUUGCAGCGGCUACAACGACUGUAACAAAGACUACCCAACAAGCAAGCUCUGGAAAAGCAGUGAGUUCUUCUACCCUCAACUCCAAGGGGAUAACUUUGCCUGCAACUUCAACAUCAGGUCAUGGUGGAAAGCUUAAUAGUUCGUCCAGCAAAUCUGGUCAUGGACACUCUGCUGCCUCGAAAGGAAUCACUUCCCAUUCUCACCCACUCACCCAACGCCAACAUCAUGCAAAAGCUGCAGCAUCGGUGAAGGUGUCAAAUCGGCCGAUAAUCAUUGUGGACGAGAAAAAAGAACCACGAGGACUGUCGUUGUUUGAUAUUGGAAGGGAACCUGAAAACAAUUUCGUGUACAUCACCUUCGUUGAAGCUCCGAAAUCCAUACGAUAUAAGAAAGUAGCUACAAAAAUGUCACGAACCAAUGCUCUAUCCGAAUGGAAUGCAUUCGACAGAUUUUCUCGAAAGAGCGCCUAUUAUACUGGUGGCGCCGGUAUAAAAAAGAAGGGAUUCAAGGAUCCACUCGUCCCGCUUUUAACCAAAAUUACAAGCCCUGCAACUGCUGCAACGUCACAAAUUGGUGACAAUGAUGCCGGAGAAGAAGGAAAACUAUCUAUCUCAAACCAGUCAGCAUUGAGAAGCCCAAAGGAUGCCAAAAAACGGAAAAUGUCCUCCAACGGUAAUCCAACAACACCUGUAGUAAAAAAGGCACGUCUGCUCACCGGACCGCACGAAUUUUACGAAUCCCUCGUCUAUCAAACGAAAUCCAAACAGACGUGCAAAUCGACGCUGAAACGGUUAGAAAUCCCCGCCAACCCAGAACAACUCGACAUGGACGGGCUUUCAGAGGAGCAUGCCCAUAUGAUAAGGAAUGAAAUGAUUUCUGUUGAAUAUUCUCCUAGUGAUUCGGAUGAUCCUAAAACCGUAGGCAAACUAGUUUAUGAGUCAUUAUCUCCUGAAGCUCGUGAGUUUAUUGAAAGUUACGUUACAGCGCACAGUGAUAACAAAGAUAUAAAAGUUACUUUAAGUGAGGAGGAUAUGUGCCAGCAUGCAUUCGAGUUAAUUAACAAAUGCAUUCUCUCAUAAGUCUAGUCUAUUAAUUAUUAUUAUUACAGAGUGAGUGGGUUGGCAGUAAUAAUAAUUACUCUAAUUUAGUUAAGUUCAGAUGGGCAAAUCUUAUUUUAAACCAAUUUUGCUAGUUUUUGAUCUGAUUCAAUCUUAGACGAGCAGUUUAUAAUACAGAUGAUUGUCUCUAGUCUUCCAGGUGGCCUCAGGAAGUUACCGUUUUUUGUCCAGUAAUUAAGUAAUUUAGAUACAGAACUUAAACACACACACUCAAGCCACACUACGCGCAUUUAAAUUUGUAAUAUCUAUCAUGUAACUAAGUUAAUACAGUUAUUACAAUUUCCGUGGUAUUUUAUGGAUAUUAUAUUUUAUGUAAUGUGUGUCUCGUGUUGUGCCGAAAUGUCGCAUUUAUAUUGUUUGCGUCAUUUUUUCAGAAAUAAUCAGUAUUCCGUAUUCCGUACAGUAACCUUCUCAGGAUUUGAAUUAAUUGAUGAUGGUGAUGAUGAUAACCUCUAAUUUUAUAUUGAAUUGUUCCAUCGCUGCCGCCGUAGCAAUUUACAGAAUUAUUUAUAAUGAAAAGAAUGUAACGUUCUACGUUUUGUUAUUCUUCGUGUAGUAGUUUAGUGUUAUAGUUUCGGUGCUGUUUUAAAAAAUAAACUACAGAAUGUACGUCGUCUUGAAAUAAAUUUAAAUGUCUCCUC
Folsomia candida is the source of this 4809-nucleotide messenger RNA. Its product is annotated as hyphal wall protein 2. The transcript is spliced from 8 exons. Lineage: Eukaryota; Metazoa; Arthropoda; Collembola; Entomobryomorpha; Isotomidae. The coding region runs from base 1391 to 4129 and encodes 912 amino acids. The record is from RefSeq and is a predicted model, not a curated record.